Molecule: messenger RNA, 3632 nt
Organism: Hemibagrus wyckioides
Lineage: Eukaryota; Metazoa; Chordata; Actinopteri; Siluriformes; Bagridae
Gene: mfsd1
Product: major facilitator superfamily domain containing 1
Exons: 16
Coding region: 87-1469 (460 amino acids)
Biological process (GO): transmembrane transport
Cellular component (GO): lysosome
Molecular function (GO): transmembrane transporter activity
Source: RefSeq, a predicted model, not a curated record
CGUGACUUUCUGUGGUUACAUGACCAUAAAAAGUCUUCAGCAGCCCUUUAUUGUAAGGCUGCGAGAGAUACAGGGAACGUAGGGAAAUGGCUGACAGGGAAGAAAACCAAAGGCUUUUAAAUGAGUACGAUUAUGGAGACAGAAGACGCAUGUCUCCGUUUUGUGACCCGAAUCAUUUACUCCACCGAAUUGUCGUCCUUGUUUUUAUGUGUUUUUUGGGAUUCGGAAGCUACUUCUGUUAUGACAACCCGGCAGCUCUUCAGAAACAAGUCAUCCAGGAUAUGCAGUUAAACACCUCCAGAUUCAUGCAGCUUUAUGCCUGGUACUCAUGGCCCAAUGUAUUUCUCUGUUUUCUGGGAGGAUUUCUGUUGGAUAGGGUGUUUGGCAUCAGGAUGGGAACGGUCAUUUUUGCGCUCUUCGUGUGUGUUGGACAGGUCAUAUUUGCCCUUGGUGCUUUGGUCAACCAUUUCUGGUUGAUGGAAUUUGGACGCUUUGUUUUCGGUAUUGGAGGAGAGUCUUUGGCUGUGGCUCAGAACACAUAUGCAGUGAACUGGUUCAAGGGGAAAGAGCUUAACCUGGUAUUCGGCCUGCAGCUCAGCAUGGCGAGAGUGGGCAGUACAGUGAACAUGAACAUCAUGAGCUGGGUGUAUGAUAAAGUGACAGACAUGUUGGGCUACACGGGUCACUUCACUCUCGGAAUUGCACUCAUGAUCGCGGCCUCGACAUGUGUCUUAUCUCUGAUCUGUGCUCUGCUAUUGGCCUACUUUGACAAGAGGGCAGAGAGGAUACUCAACAAGGAGCAGGGAAAGACUGGUGAAGUGAUCAAACUGAAGGAUGUAAAAGACUUCCCUUUCCAACUGUGGAUGAUCUUCAUCAUCUGUGUGGGAUAUUACGUGGCCAUCUUCCCAUUUAUUGGCCUGGGACAGGUUUUCUUCAUUGAGAAGUUUAACUUCUCUCCGACCCAGGCGAGAUUAAUUAACAGCAUUGUGUAUAUUAUCUCAGCUCCAGCCUCCCCUGUGUUGGGGUUCAUGGUGGAUAAAACAGGCAAGAACAUCACAUGGGUUCUGUGCGCCGUGGUCGCCACGCUGAUUGCUCACAUGAUGUUGGCUUUCACCUUCUGGAACCCCUGGCUUGCUAUGGUCCUCUUGGGUGUGUCAUAUUCGCUGUUGGCCUGUGCUCUCUGGCCAAUGGUGGCCUUUGUAGUGCCAGAACACCAACUGGGGACAGCAUAUGGAUUUAUGCAGUCCAUACAGAACCUGGGUUUGGCACUUAUCUCCAUGGCAGCAGGAUCCAUUCUUGACAGCAAGGGUUACCUCUUCCUGGAGGUCUUCUUCUGUGCAUGCAUCUGCUUGUCUCUGAUGGCAGUGUUAAUGCUUUACUUUGCAGACUUUGUCCGAGGUGGAGACCUAAACCUUUCGGCCUCAGCCCGAGCCAAACUCCAGAAGGGUUCAUCUGCUGAGUCAGAGUGAUAGCUGUUCAGUCCACUGGCUCCACCCUUCCUGCUGUGAUCUGUCUCACUGGACACCUCAGCCUGGCAAUCACCCACCAAUGGGCAUUUCUGCACUACUUACUUCUCUUCAUCACACUGACCAAUCUAAUCUCAUCACAGGGGUAUAGGGGCUUCUCUAUAGCCUUUUCCCUGCAGAUAGAACUUGCUGUGUUACAUGUAGAAUUGUACAGAUGGGAUGAUCUCGUUUUGUCUGGUUGGGUCAUGCCAGAGAGGACACUCUCUUACCUCCACCUCAGGGCAACUGACACGCAGUUAUGCACAUUGAAAAUACCACUUAUUUUAUACUCUUGGUAUCAUUUAGGGUCCAUUCUUUCCACAGACCUUUGCACUGGUGAAUCUUCACCCACUGGAAAACUUAAUGGGAUGUAGUUCACAGGUUCACAGCCUUGUUGCGGCUCUUUUUAUAUGACCUCACUUGACAGAUGAGUUUUUAUUUCUGGUUUUAUUUUUUAGAGACUUUAUUAUUUGAACUGCAAUUUGUUUCAAUCUUAACAGCUUUUCAGAUUACUUUGAAAUGUAAAUAGUGACCUUACAGUUGCAUGUAGUGAAGCAAUCAGCAUGUGUAGUACCUACUCCACAGUAUAUUCUCUGCAUUAUAAUCUACAUGGUAUUCAUCAAGAAAAUUAAUUUGGUAUCAUAAUACCAAAUAAUGACAGUAAUUAUACAAGGUGAAUGUGUUCAUUCAAAAGCGUGUGAGCCUCAAAAGAUUUAUCAGUACUCUUUUGGAAUUUUUCAGACUUUUGGACAUUUGCCAUAGUGGUUUGUUUGGGGAUUUUCGUAUUCAAAUGAAGGAUCAUAGGAGCAAUUUAGGGAUGCUUUGUCCUCUUAAUUUAUAAACUGUAUACAUCUAUACAAAUUAUUAACUUUUUUUUUUUGCUCUGGUUAAAUCAAAUUACUAAUGUUAACAGCAGAUAUGCUUCAAAAUGAUUCCCAUAUCUGCGCAUUUCAAAAUAUAUUUAUGUUGAUUAACCUUAUAGGACUUUCUUAUGGGCCUGGCAGCAUGUUCCAGUUUUUAACAUGCUUUGGUCUUUCAGGAAGACGCUCAAAGUAAAGCGAAUAUAAGAGGGUUAUUUUAAUAGGUUGUUAUAAAUUGUUAUAAAUUUUUUUUUUUUUUUUAUAUAUAUAAAUAGGUACACAUUUUUGCUUAGCCGAAUCCACGUCAUACUUGGUGUUUUGUACAACCCAUUUCCUUCACACCUACUGCUUUUAUUAACUAGCUAGCACAAGGAAGUAAUGAAGAUAAAUCAGCCCUCAUGCUGGAUGUAAUGGUAAUCUUAAACAACUUCAUCCAUCUUAUUUGUGGUAGGUUUUACUUGUGAAGUCUGCUUGAUUACUAUCUAAGAAACUAGUGUGUUCCAGGGGAAAUAACAAGGAAAUCAAUGAGGGUGUGUGUUAAGAACAAUAAUGAAAUGCGGCCCCCCCCCUUAAAACAAUCCACGUAUCCAGGAUGUUCAGUCAUGUUUGCUUUGGAAUCUGGGAAAGAAUCUGAAUUUUUAAACAGUGCUUAUCGCCUACUGGUUUGCCUUUAUUAGGAAAAUUUAGUGCACUUCUAUACAAUUACAUAGCCUCUUAACCUUCCCAGUGAAUAGGAAUGCUUUGCCAUUGGGACAGAAAUCUUGGAUCAAAACUCUUUUUGGCUGCACACUAAUCGUUGCAAGUGAACUUGUUUUUGCCUCGUAGCAUAAUGAUGAAUUGCCAAAACCACUGACUGACUCUACUCUGCAAUCUCCGAGAGAGGAAUAAUAAUGGGUUGUUUUGAAACUUGUCAGUAGUCCCAUUGGGAUUGAGCUUUUAUCUUGCUGUUAAUUGUUUAAUAUGGAAACGAGUUACUGCAGUUGGGACUAUGUAAUCAGGUUGAUUAAAGACCUUUGUGAAAUGUUUGUAAGGGUGAAGGACUCCCCAUUGGCAAAGUUGAAACACUCUGAUAUGAUGGUGGAUGUUGAGUCAUGUUCAUGAUUCACACUGAAAAUCAUUGCCUCAGGAAGAGGGUUUUGGAUUAGAGCUUGCAGCUUUUUGUAUUCAAAAGUGGCCUCAAGGCUGAUCUAGAGAAAUUAAAUUAGACUUAUUUUUGUACUGCAUAAACUCUAUUGGAAGAACCAAUAAAUGAUAAAGUGAUUUCACA